Messenger RNA from Penicillium diatomitis, 1221 nucleotides. RefSeq names its product alpha/beta fold hydrolase. The record is from RefSeq and is a predicted model, not a curated record. Lineage: Eukaryota; Fungi; Ascomycota; Eurotiomycetes; Eurotiales; Aspergillaceae. The coding region runs from base 1 to 1221 and encodes 406 amino acids. Gene Ontology annotation, molecular function: hydrolase activity. The transcript has a single exon.
AUGCCGCCCGUGAGAAGUGCAGCUUCUCCCUCGCAGGAGACACAGCCACUGCCCCAGUUGCCCCUUUCGGAUGGUGUGUCGAGCCGUCUAAUUAAAACGCAAGCCCUCACGUUCCACAUUCUUGAGGCUGGAGCAACACCGGCCCACGAUCGUCCUUUGAUCGUCCUUUUACACGGCUUUCCGGAGAUAGCAUACUCGUGGCGCCGAGUUCUUCCUCGGCUGGCCGCUGCCGGCUUCUAUGCGGUGGCUCCUGAUCAACGGGGGUUUGGACGAACCACGGGUUGGGAUUCACACGACUACCACGAUGUAGAUCUGAUGUCGUUCUCAAUGACCAACUUGGUACGCGAUGUAAUCGUGCUGGUGCAUGCAUUGAGCUAUCGCUCCGUGCAGUGCGUUGUGGGGCAUGACUGCGGAGCAAUGUCAGCCUCCAUGUGCGCUCUGAGCCGUCCAGACUUCUUUCGCAGUGUGGUGCUGAUGAGCCAUCCGUUUAAUGGCAGUCCGACCCUGCCUUUCAACACCGCUGACAGAGAGAGUGAUGAUAGUAGAAAUGCACCACGGGAGACCGCGCCAGAUAUACACACCGCACUGGCUGAAAGGGGCCGUAAGCACUAUCAAUGGUACUACUCGACCCCUGAGGCAAAUCGAGACAUGUCCAGCCUGCCGAGAGAUCACAUGCACCGCUUUUUGCGUGGGUAUUUCCAUCUGAAAAGUGCGUCUUGGUCCAGGAAUGAUCCCGUGCCGCUGAAGAGCUGGACUGCGGAAGAGCUGAUCAAGAUGCCCGGAUACUAUAUCAUGUCUCUAGACUGCACCAUGCCUGAGACGGUGGACCGAGACAUGAUUGAUGAACCAACACAGGGCACAAGCUCCUAUUCAUGGCUCCCAGACGAAGAACUGGCUGUGUAUGUUGACGAAUAUGUCCGCACAGGCUUCCAAGGUGGAUUGAAUUGGUACCGUGUGCGGACUGCACCAGAAGAUCGCUUCAUGCGGGACUGCGAUAUCUUCGCCGGCAAGAAGAUUGAGUGUCCUUGUGCAUUCAUCUCUGGCAAACAAGACUGGGGUAUCUAUCAAGUGCCGGGGGCUUUAGAGAAGAUGACCCGUGGCGAGGUGUGUUCCGCGUUCCGAAUACUUCGUUUGCUUGAUGGCGUUGGACACUGGGUUCCCCAAGAGGCGCCGGAUGCAGUGGUGCAAACAAUUCUCGAUUUGGCCGAGGAGUUGAGGUGA